Zasmidium cellare ATCC 36951 is the source of this 669-nucleotide messenger RNA. RefSeq lists its product as uncharacterized. The transcript has 3 exons. The coding region runs from base 1 to 669 and encodes 222 amino acids. Gene Ontology annotation, molecular function: peptidase inhibitor activity; phospholipid binding. Lineage: Eukaryota; Fungi; Ascomycota; Dothideomycetes; Mycosphaerellales; Mycosphaerellaceae. The record is from RefSeq and is a predicted model, not a curated record. Gene Ontology annotation, biological process: regulation of Ras protein signal transduction; regulation of proteolysis.
AUGAAGCUCUCAGCUGCCAUUCUCAGCUUUGCAUGGUGCUCUGCAGUAGCAGUCGCGAAGCCAUUGCUUGACCAGAAGCCUCUCAACGUAGACGGCCGAUUUGACCUGAUCCAGCAACUGAAGAAGGCUGAGAUCAUUCCAACCGUUCUGGACGCGUUCCAUCCAUUCCUUACGAUUUCCAUCUCAUGGAAGAAGGCCGACGUCGACGUGGGCAACACCAUCAAGCCCAAGAAAGUCAAGAAUACACCAGACGUGCAGCUCAUCGAUGACUUACCGGAAUUGAAGAGGACGCUCCCGCAGCUUACCCUCGCCUUGACUGACCCCGAUGCGAAAAGCAGAGAUGAUCCGGUCUGGAGCGAGAUGUGCCACUGGAUUGCUACAGGCAUUCCAUUAACAUCCGACGGAACGAUUGACACGUCUCAAGACUUCAAGGAGGUUGUUCCCUAUAAAGCACCUGCUCCGCCCAAGAAGACUGGCAAGCACAGAUACGUGUUCGUAGCACUGACUCCUAAGAACGGAACCCACGAGCCAUUGAAUCUCACUGCGCCUGCUGAUCGCCAGCAUUGGGGUUAUGGAAAGGAGAGGAUGGGCGUUCGUCAGUGGGCGGAGGACAAUGGUUUGGCUGUUAUUGGAGCAAACUUCUUCUAUGCGCAGCAUAAGAAGCAGUGA